Molecule: messenger RNA, 905 nt
Organism: Ruditapes philippinarum (Manila clam)
Lineage: Eukaryota; Metazoa; Mollusca; Bivalvia; Venerida; Veneridae
Product: xylosyltransferase oxt-like
Exons: 3
Coding region: 34-444 (136 amino acids)
Cellular component (GO): plasma membrane
Source: RefSeq, a predicted model, not a curated record
UUUUAUUUAAUUCUGUACCGAAUUUGUUUAUAUAUGGUUGAUACGAUGCAUCAAUAUCUUGGUCUUUUAAUUUCAACACUUUCGCUUUAUUCUACGUGUUCACAAUCUUACACGCCCGACGGUUAUAUUGGUUGCUUUAGGGACUUUCAGUAUAGAAUUUUAGACGGGGACAGACGCAUUUCAAAUACAAACAGCGGGGACGAAUGUAUUCGAUUUUGUAGAAGUAAUGGAUACAGAUACGCUGGCACUGAGUUUCGUAAUGAGUGUUAUUGUGGCUAUCAAAUACAACUCAAGAUUCCUACCAAAGCCUGCACAUUUACUUGUGCAGGUAACAAAAAUGAAAUAUGCGGAGGUGAUUGGAGUAUAUCAGUGUACGAUAUUAAACGUACGUAUACAGUUAUACUAUUACAUGCUUUUCGAUGGUUUAUAGAAAUAUAUCAGUGAAUUAAAACUGAACUGAUAGUUUCAUUGUUUGAUACAGUGAAAUUAUCAAUUGAUAAUUUCACUGUUUUGAAUUUAAGCCCCUUACGUUGUUUCAGUGAAAUACCAGCGUACACAGAACUGGAAACCAACUAAAAACAUGACGUCGUAGAUGACGUCACGAAUUAUAAUUAUUUGACGGGCUAUUCAUUUAUUAUUAGGUAACAAUGUCCUUUUUAACGUUUGAUUGCAUGUAAUAAAAAGAAAAUUUGUUUAGUUUAGUGUAAGAUCGAAAUAUAUUUCACCUCGUGUACACCAAAAGUUCACAUUUCACUCGUGGCUGCGACACUCGUGAAAUAUACCUUUUGGUGCUCACUCGGUGAAAUAUAUUCCGAUCUUACACUGAACUUAACAAAUAUCCUCUAUAUAACUUUCGUUUAUAGAGAAAUAUAUUGUAAACUGUCUCACUGAAGGCAAAUUGAGCA